Molecule: messenger RNA, 513 nt
Organism: Puccinia graminis f. sp. tritici CRL 75-36-700-3
Lineage: Eukaryota; Fungi; Basidiomycota; Pucciniomycetes; Pucciniales; Pucciniaceae
Product: peptidyl-prolyl cis-trans isomerase NIMA-interacting 1
Exons: 3
Coding region: 1-513 (170 amino acids)
Cellular component (GO): nucleus; cytosol
Molecular function (GO): peptidyl-prolyl cis-trans isomerase activity
Source: RefSeq, a predicted model, not a curated record
AUGGCACAGGCUCAUGACUGGGAAUAUUUCUAUUCCAACCAGCUCAAGAAGUCAUGCUGGGACCGGCCGACAGAGAUUACGCCAGAGGAGGUCGAGAAGCUACCGGGCGCGCAUCUGCUCCACGGGGCUGUGACUUCUCAAGGUCUUGGAGGAGCCACUGAGAAAGUCAGGGCGAGUCAUCUCUUGGUCAAACAUGCCCAAAGUAGAAGACCAGCUAGUUGGAAAGAGGCAAACAUCACCCGCACCAAGGAAGAAGCGAUCGAGAUCUUGAAAGGAUAUCAAUCGAAGCUGAGCGAGAUCGGCGACAAGGCCGAAUUAGCCGAACAAUUCGCCGAGUUGGCGUCCGCUCAUUCCGAUUGUUCGUCGCAUGCUAACGGGGGUGAUCUGGGCCUUUUCGGAAGAGGGCAGAUGCAAAAACCGUUCGAGGACGCUACUUAUGCCCUCGGUAUCCAUGAAUUGUCUCCUAUUGUUGACACUGAAAGCGGCGUUCAUUUGAUCUUAAGAACCGCUUGA